Messenger RNA from Scomber japonicus (chub mackerel), 1088 nucleotides. RefSeq names its product limbic system associated membrane protein (gene lsamp). The record is from RefSeq and is a predicted model, not a curated record. Bases 1 to 1017 code for a protein of 338 amino acids. NCBI's taxonomy places the organism in Eukaryota, Metazoa, Chordata, Actinopteri, Scombriformes, Scombridae. Gene Ontology annotation, cellular component: neuron projection. The transcript is spliced from 8 exons.
AUGCAAGUCGGACGUAAAUCGUGUUGGAGGCAGUUGCAGGCUUCUUUUUUCAGACUGCUAUGUCUUAUCCCCACAGGAUUCCCCGUCCGGAGUGUGGAUAUGCAGCGGGCAACCGACAACAUCACCGUUCGCCAGGGCGACACAGCGAUUAUAAGGUGUUAUGUUGAUGACAAAGUAUCCAAGGUGGCCUGGCUCAAUCGAUCCAACAUCAUCUUUGCCGGCGAGGACAAGUGGUCUCUGGACCCCAGAGUAGAUCUGGUCACUAAAGGACAGCUGGAGUACAGUCUGCGCAUACAAAAGGUGGAUGUGUAUGAUGAGGGGUCUUACACCUGCUCCAUACAGACUAAGGAGCAACCCAAGCCCUCACUGGUCUACCUCAUUGUACAAGUUCCAGCCAACAUCUACAAGAUGUCAGACGACAUGAUAGUGAAUGAGGGCAGUAACGUGACACUCAGCUGUUUGGCCAGUGGCAGGCCGGACCCACUAAUCACCUGGCGGCUGCUUAACCCUUCAGCAGAACCGUUGGAUGGAGAGGAGUACCUGGACAUUAUAGGUAUCAUGCGAAACCAAGCGGGUCGUUAUGAAUGCAAAGCCAGCAACGACGUCGCCACGCCUGAUGUCAAAUACGUCAAUGUGGUUGUCAACUACCCUCCGACAAUAAAGAAAGCCCAGAGCUCAGAGGCCCAGGUGGGCCGCAUGGGGACGCUGCAGUGUGAGGCCACCGCUGUGCCCCCACCAGAGUUUGAAUGGUACAGAGACGAAAAAAGGCUGUCCCAGGGCACCCAGGGCAUCAAAAUCCAAUUUCUUGGCAGUACCACUAUUCUCAUGAUUACCAGCGUCACCGAAGAGGAUUAUGGGAAAUAUACCUGUGUGGCCUCGAACCGACUGGGCGUCCAGAAUGCCAGUGUUUUCCUCUAUAGACCUGGGACAGGUCGAGAUAUCAACGGCUCUGCCUGUGUAUCUCAAUCACUGUGGCUCCUGCUGGCCUGCUUCGCUUGCCUUUUCUUCAAGUGUUAAUACUGCUGUCCUCCUCUCCUCUCCUCUCCUCUCCCCCACCCCGGCCUCCCUUCCUCCCUCUCCUCCUUCUC